Molecule: messenger RNA, 408 nt
Organism: Aspergillus versicolor CBS 583.65
Lineage: Eukaryota; Fungi; Ascomycota; Eurotiomycetes; Eurotiales; Aspergillaceae
Product: peptidylprolyl isomerase
Exons: 3
Coding region: 1-408 (135 amino acids)
Biological process (GO): rRNA processing
Molecular function (GO): peptidyl-prolyl cis-trans isomerase activity; DNA binding
Source: RefSeq, a predicted model, not a curated record
AUGGGUAAAUCUAAUACCAAAAGCGGCAGCGGCGGCGGCGACAAGAAAGGCAAAGGCAAGGAGAAGGCAAAGCCCGAAAGCACCAACAGUGCCGCUGGCAAGGGCAAGGCAACGAAGUCCGUAUCCAGAGUGAAUUCCCGGCACAUUCUUUGCGAGAAAUUCUCCAAAAAAGAAGAGGCACUAGAAAAGAUCCGCAAUGGUGCCAAAUUCGAUGACGUUGCGAGAGAAUAUUCAGAAGACAAGGCCAGACACGGCGGUUUGGUGGGAUGGAAACAAAGGACUGAGUUAGAUCCAGUCUAUGCACAGGUUGCUUUCGAGCUGGAGCCCAGUACGAGUAGCAACCCCAAGUAUGCGGAAGCGAAAACUGAACACGGGUAUCAUAUCAUCAUGGUCGAGGGGAGGGAGUGA